CGAUGACAAAAGGAGGACGGCCAUUUAAGUCAUUUAGAUUUAUAUAGCAGGAAUUCUUGAGUGACCUUUGGCUUUCAGUCACAGUAUACCAGGUAUGUAAAAAUACAUAGAAAGACACACACAUAAAUAUAUAUUUUAUAUGGUAUAUUUGUCCAUGCAAGUGAGAUUUCUCAGAAAUGUACCAAAGAUGUUGGGCAUGCCUCACAUGCCAUCAGCUCGGCUCAAAAUGGGCGCGUUCCUUCAGGACAUGCAAUGUUUGAUGGGUUUCAAUGGAUUCAGUUUCUUGGAUGAAGAGAUGAGCUUGUCAGUGGAGCUGCUGAGUGGCAAGGUUUGUGUGCUGGACAUGCUGCCAAACUUCCUAACCAUUUGGGCGUUGAAAGAGCAAUUGAAGGAAUUUCAUCCUUCUCAAGAUGAGCUCACCAGGAAAUUGAGCAACGUGCAGGUGGUCCUUGACGGCAAGAAGUUGGAUGAUGACGCAGAGACUAUCCUUGGAGCUGGAAUUACCUCAACUGCAAAACUGCAGGUCUUAUUCACCGCGCGUCCACCUCUGAGCUGCAAGAGCAUGUCCAGCUGGGAAUUUCAUCGCAGGCGUGAUGCUCAUACGUGGAUUGAUCUCCACAUCCCAGAGACAGAAAGGUCCAUUCGUGACGGUGCCUUCCAAAGAUGCUCAUGGAUUCUACGUGUGACCAUCCCCAACACAGUGAGGGCAAUUGGACAAUAUGCCUUUUCGAUGAACAGAGGAUUGAUCAGCUUGACGAUCCCGGACUCCGUCACUCUUAUUGGAUUCAGUGCCUUUGACGGAUGCAUUUCUUUGCGUUGCUUAACGCUCCCAAAGUCUCUGAACACGAUUGAAGGCUAUGCCUUUUCAGGCUGCAGGUCUUUGACAAGCUUGACAAUCCCCAGUUCUGUCACUGAAAUUGGAGUUUGUGCAUUCAUGUACUGCAGCUCUUUGACGAGCGUGGUCAUCCCCGACUCUGUGAUGGUGAUUGGAAGGUGGGCCUUCGGGCAUUGCACCUCUUUGACGACUCUACAGCUACCCAUGUCGCUGGAAAGCCAAGCUGAGUCUGCUUUCGUCGGCUGUAAAAACCUGCCUCGAACGUUUCAAAACCCGGCGAAGCGGCCGCGACUUGAAUAGCAUGUGGAAAAAAGUGGCAAG
Molecule: messenger RNA, 1156 nt
Organism: Durusdinium trenchii
Lineage: Eukaryota; Dinophyceae; Suessiales; Symbiodiniaceae
Source: the annotation of a GenBank genome assembly